GUCGUUACUUUCUUUAUCAAAUUUACUCAAGUCCUAGAAUGCCCCCCAAGGUUAGCGGAAAAGCAGCGAAGAAGGCCGGCAAGGCCCAGAAAAACAUUGCCAAAGGAGACAAGAAGAAGAAGCGCAAGAGGAAGGAGAGCUACGCCAUUUACAUCUACAAAGUGUUGAAGCAGGUCCACCCCGACACUGGCAUCUCCUCCAAAGCCAUGACCAUCAUGAACAGCUUCGUCAACGACAUUUUCGAGCGCAUCGCUGGAGAGUCGUCCCGUCUUGCCCAUUACAACAAGCGUUCGACCAUCACUAGCCGGGAAAUCCAGACGGCCGUCCGUCUGCUUUUGCCCGGUGAGUUGGCUAAGCACGCCGUGUCUGAAGGGACCAAGGCAGUGACCAAGUACACCAGCACCAAGUAGAUCGUUCAUCUUGAUCUCUCUACCAACCAAACGGCCCUUUUCAGGG
Messenger RNA from Daphnia pulex (common water flea), 456 nucleotides. RefSeq names its product histone H2B.3. The transcript has a single exon. Gene Ontology annotation, cellular component: nucleosome. Gene Ontology annotation, molecular function: protein heterodimerization activity; DNA binding; structural constituent of chromatin. The coding region runs from base 39 to 410 and encodes 123 amino acids. Lineage: Eukaryota; Metazoa; Arthropoda; Branchiopoda; Diplostraca; Daphniidae. The record is from RefSeq and is a predicted model, not a curated record.